AUGGUUGACGUAUAUUUUGAAGUUUCUACGGAAAAUGGAAAAUUGGAUAAGAAUGGUUGUAUAGUAUUAUUUUUGGAUAUUCAAGAUAACAUUAAAAAUAAAAUUAAUGAAUUAGAGAAAAUACAGGGAGAAAAUCAAAUUCACGAGAAAUGUCAAGAGAUAGAUAAAUAUUUAAAAGAACAAAAUCAUAGUCAUAAUGAAUGUUAUCAAGAUUCAAUCAAAAUCAUUGUCGCAUCUACUGAACAAGAAACGAACAACUUAUUAUCACAGUCUAAUGUAUAUUCUAAAUAUUGUAAGUGUUUGAUAUCUAAGGAUGAAGAAUGUACUGAACCAAAAGUUGAAACAGAGGAAUUAGGAAAAGAAAAAGGAAAAUAUGAACCAGAACAACUUCCUGAAGAAAAAUCCAAUCAAGCAACGUCAAGUUGCAAUGCCAUGAACAUUCAACAGACAGUGCAAAAAUUACAUCAGAAACCACAGAAGAAACAACCGUAG
This is a messenger RNA of Plasmodium cynomolgi strain B, 492 nucleotides long. RefSeq lists its product as hypothetical. The transcript has 2 exons. Bases 1 to 492 code for a protein of 163 amino acids. The record is from RefSeq and is a predicted model, not a curated record. Lineage: Eukaryota; Apicomplexa; Aconoidasida; Haemosporida; Plasmodiidae.